Molecule: messenger RNA, 4144 nt
Organism: Lampris incognitus (smalleye Pacific opah)
Lineage: Eukaryota; Metazoa; Chordata; Actinopteri; Lampriformes; Lampridae
Product: semaphorin-3F-like
Exons: 18
Coding region: 610-2868 (752 amino acids)
Biological process (GO): neural crest cell migration; positive regulation of cell migration; negative regulation of axon extension involved in axon guidance
Molecular function (GO): chemorepellent activity; semaphorin receptor binding
Source: RefSeq, a predicted model, not a curated record
GAGGGGGGAGGGAGGGGAGGGAAGGGUGGAGGCAGAAACAGAAGGGAGAGCCCAGGGGGGGGGGGGGAUUUGCAGACCUCAAAACACCUGCACUGGGUCACUCGAUUUCGACCUGAGCAGCAUCAGAGCUCCAUUAUGACGACGACGACGACGACAGGACGGACGGACCGACAUCUUCAUCACAUCCUCAUCGUCAUCCGCUCGCGGCGGACGGAUGCGCUGCGUGCGUAAAGUUUUGGAGAGGAGCGGAACGAGGAGCAGUGUUCCGGGAUCCACCGCCGCGGACAGCCGGAGCCGAGUCCAUUUCCCUCCAGCCUCCGGACCGCCGCCACACGGUGCGCAGAACCCACCCGCCCGGCCGCGGCGUCCGCGCGCGCGCUCGUCGGAUUUAUCCGCUGCGUCGAAAGUUUGAAAGGCUUCCUCCUCCUUCUUCUUCUUCACCUUCUUCUUCUUCUUCUUCUCAUCCGACGACGAGGUGUUUUAAAACGCACGGAAUGCGCCGAUAAUAUCUGGCACGGUUUGGAUCUCCAACAUCGGAAAAAGUAAAAAAAAAAAACAAACAAAAAAACAACAAAAGCAAAAAGAUUUAGAUCUCUGUGGUCUACCUGCAUGACUGUUACCAUGACAGCAGCUGGAUCCCGGCUCCUCCUGUUGGCCUUGUGUGUUUAUUGUGGCUCGGGCCUCCAGCAGUCCGCGCCGCGGGUUCGUCUGUCCUUCAAAGAGCUGCUGGACACACGGGCAGCGCGGCCCUUCAGUUUCUCGUUCAACACCAGUGACUACCGCAUCCUGCUGAUGGAUCAGGACCAGGGCCGUCUCUACCUGGGCAGCCGGGAGUACCUGGUGGCCCUGGACAUGCACAACGUCAACAAGGAGCCACUCAUUAUCCAUUGGCCGGCGUCCGCAAAGAGAAAGGGUGAAUGUCAGAUGACUGGAAAGGGACGGCAGGGGGAAUGUGCCAACUUUGUGCGGUUGAUCGAGCCAUGGAACCGCACCCACCUCUACACCUGUGGGACGGGAGCCUACCAACCCAUCUGCACCUUCAUCAACAGAGGCUGGAGGGCGGAGGACUACCUGUUUCGGCUGGUCCCAGGGUAUGUGGAUUCAGGGAAAGGAAAAUGUUCCUAUGAUCCCAACCAGGAGAACAUAGCUGUUUUAAUCAAUGGGAACCUUUACGCUGGAGUUCACAUUGACUUCAUGAGCACGGACGCGGCUCUCUUUAGGACCAUGGGGGGACGAACAGCCAUCCGGACAGAGCAAUACGACUCCAGGUGGCUCAACGAGCCCGUGUUUGUUCAGAUCAGACAGAUCCCAGACAGCGCUGAGAGGAACGACGACAAGCUCUACUUCUUCUUCCGGGAGAAGAGUCUGGAUUCGGGUGGGGGGGCGAGCCCCAGCAUCCUCGCCCGGGUGGGAAGAGUGUGUCUGAAUGAUGAGGGCGGCCAGAAGUCACUGCUCAACCGUUGGACCACGUUUCUCAAGGCUCGCCUUAUCUGCUCCGUGAUAGGAGAAGAUGGAGUGGAGACGCCGUUCGAUGAACUGAGGGAUGUCUUCAUUCAGCCCACGCAGGACGAGAGAAACCCUAUUGUGUAUGCUCUCUUCACCACGGCGGGCUCUGUGUUCAAGGGAUCAGCAGUCUGCGUGUACUCUAUGGCCGACAUUCGCAAUGUUUUCAACGGACCCUUUGCCCAUAAACACGGCCAUAAUUACCACUGGACAGAGUACACGGGCAAAAUCCCCUUCCCUCGGCCUGGAACCUGUCCAGGAGGAACAUUUACUCCGGGCAUUCGCUCCUCCAAGGACUUCUCCGAUGAGGCUGUGAAUUUCAUCAGGGCUCAUCCACUCAUGAACCAUCCUGUUUAUCCCAUCCAUCGGCGUCCUCUAGUGGUCAGAACCGGCGUGGACUACCGCUACACAGCCAUGGUGGUGGACCAGGUGGACGCUGUGGACGGACGCUACGAGGUGCUCUUCCUGGGGACAGAUCGUGGUACUGUCCAGAAAGUUAUAGUUUUGCCCAAGGAUCCAACCAACAUGGAGGAGCUGACUCUCGAGGAAGUGGAGGUGUUCAGGAGCAGAGCGCCUGUGAAAACAAUGAAGAUAUCUUCUAAAAGACAACAGCUGUACGUGUCGUCGGACGCGGGUCUGACCCAGGUGUCACUACACCGGUGUGGUGUGUACGGCAGGGCCUGUUCAGACUGCUGUCUGGCCCGGGACCCCUACUGCGCCUGGGACGGAGAGAGCUGCUCCGCCUUCACCCCCUCCACCAAGAGGAGGAGCAGGAGACAGGACGUCAGACAUGGUGACCCACUGCGUCAGUGUAGAGGCUUCAAUGCCAAAGUUGAGAAACGUCUAACGGAGACAGUCCAGUUCGGGGUGGAGGGCAGCAGUACGUUCUUGGAGUGUCAGCCGCGCUCCCCGCAGGCCACCGUCAAGUGGCUCUUCCAGACAGACGGCAAGAGGAAAGUGCUGAACCGGGCGGGCGGCAUCCUGAAGACCAACCACGGCAUCCUUCUUAAGACCCUCAACCAGUCGGACACCGGGCUCUACCACUGCCUGGCCACCGAGAACAACUUCAAACACACCGUGGCCCGUGUGGCGCUGCGCAUCCUCGACCGAGACAUUGCGUUGGCCCUCAGCUCUCGGGACGAGGACGAGGAGCCCAAAGCCCACCCGGCGGGGGAGCUGUCAACCUCCACUCCGUUCCCGCCCGAGAUCAGACUGAUUAACCAGUACUGCCAGUCCUACUGGGAAAAGCAAAGCCCGAAACAGCAGCAGCGUCAACGACAGCAGCAGCAGCAGCAGCAGCAGCAGCAGCAGCGUAAGCGAACCAGCCGCCGGCACACGGAAAACCAGGAACAAGGACUCGGCUAGACGGACCAGGAACAAUCCAACACCAGUCUGUACAGAUGAUCCGGGGGUGUGGUGGUGGUGGUGGUGGUGGGGGGGCCCUCCAUGUUUGACACCAGAUAUAGAGUAUGUACUCCCUUCAUACCGAGGCAGGUGAAAGCACUCGUGGCCAUCUCUAAGUAUCUUGAAAUAAAAAUGUAAUAUAUUGUAAGAUAUAAUAUAUGUUCAAGAUCUGUUGGAUUUACUGUUGUAAUGUAUGAUAAUGAUAAUAAUAAUAAUUAAUAAUAAUAACAGUAAUGUAAGGACAUGAAUAAAUGAAAAAAAUAUUUUGCAUGCUUGUUUGUUUGUUUGGAAACUGUACAUCUAGAGCUGGGCAAUAUAUCGGUUUCAUAUCGAUAUCGCGAUAUGAGGCUGGACUGGUCCUGGUAAUAUGGUGAAACAACUUCGAUGUCGUCGUUCCCUGGUCUUAAAGGCCGCGUUACAGUAAAUCGAUGCAAUUUCCUGAACUCAUUCGACUUGUUUCAGUUGAGUCGUCCAAUUGAUGUCGUCACAUUGUCGAUAUCGAGAUAUUCAGUAAGAAAUAUGGCCACGUUUGAUUUUGUCAGUGUUGCCCAGCCCUAUGUACGUACGUCCUACCUUCUGUUUGUUGAUCGGUUCUCUAGCUUGAUGGAUAAUGCUGGCUGUGGAGUGUGAUGUACUCUGUCGUUGGAUGUCGUCAUAGACUGUAUAAGGAUUUGUCACAUGUCUUACUGACCUAUACGUAUGUGUUGUACCCGUUAACGUUGUGUAUAACAUAUCUGUUAGUGUAACAGUAUUCCUCCUGUUAUGCACUUUGAUGGUGGUGGUUUUAGAGGGAUCUUUGCACAGGUGUAUGACAAAAAAAAAAUAAUAUAGGAAUAUAAUUUUUUACUUUCAUUUUGUUAUGAAAACAGGGAAUGAGACAUGGCUCGGAUUUGAUAUUAAUUGUUGUUGUUUUGCCACAUGAAAUGUUGUGUCUCGGAAAGUUGCGUAAGCCAUGGGUUCUUUUUCACUGCACGACCGAUUAUCGGUAGGGUGGUGUAAACUACUAAUAGGCAGCGGUUACUUUCUUGCCCGGUGCGGGAUUCGAUACGCGGUGUACUGCGCCACAACGCGGCGUCACUGACUGCUCGGCCAGCGUGUCUUAUUAGAAGUUUACAAUGGAAAUGUCUUUCAAUCAACCACCCUCCUCAUCCUGAGUGACAGUGCCACGUGCUGUAACGUGUAUAAACCCUACACUGGAACAGUUCAAACAAAUACAUAAAGAUAUUUAAAUUCUCAA